AUGGUUACCACAAUUCCUUGCAUAGGUUUCCCUGCGAAGACCAAACAGCAAUCUCACAACCCAGAACUAUAUAAUCAGUCGACAAGUCCCACGACUGAGGAUGCCGAAAAGCAAAAAACAAGCGAAUGUGAAGAUUGUACGUCCAAACAAUCAGCCUUCAAGAGUCUUGGAUGGUUGGAUCGGUUUCUGGCCGUAUGGAUCUUUCUUGCCAUGGCCAUCGGAAUCAUACUGGGGAAUUUUGUGGAAGAGACGGGCCCUGCCCUUCAGAAGGGGAAGUUUGUCGGGGUUUCUGUUCCGAUUGCAAUCGGUCUCCUGGUAAUGAUGUAUCCCAUUCUUUGCAAAGUGCGAUAUGAAUCGUUACACCACGUCUUCCGAGACCGGGGGAUAUGGAUUCAGAUCGCGUUUAGUAUCUUUGUUAACUGGAUCAUCGCUCCUUUCUUGAUGCUGGGGUUGGCAUGGGCUUUCCUUCCGGACGAACCAGAGCUUCGGGAGGGCUUAAUUCUCGUUGGGCUAGCCAGAUGUAUCGCUAUGGUUCUUAUCUGGACCGGUCUCGCUGGCGGCGACAGUGAAUACUGCGCCAUUCUCGUCGCAAUCAAUUCACUGCUGCAGAUGAUACUCUUUGCUCCAUUGGCCGUCUUCUUUAUUCAGGUCAUCAGUCACUCGGGCAGUGAGGUUACACUAUCUUAUUCGACCGCUGCUGAAAGCGUAGCGGUGUUCCUUGGCAUCCCCUUGGGUGCCGCAAUCAUAACCCGCAUUAUCCUUCGAAAGAUCGCUGGCGAGCGUUGGUAUGACCAGGUUUUCCUGAAAUGGGCUAGUCCGUGGUCACUUCUUGGGCUUUUAUUUACGAUCCUUGUGCUGUUCGCGUCUCAGGGCCGCCAGGUGGUACAUCAGAUCGUAUCAGUGAUACGAGUUGCCGCUCCGCUUAUCGUCUAUUUUGUUAUUGUCUUCUUCAUCACUCUUCUUGUGACUUACAAGCUUGGGUUUGGUUAUAAGCUGAGUGCCACGCAAAGUUUCACAGCUGCCAGCAAUAAUUUUGAGCUUGCCAUUGCUGUCGCUGUCGCGACAUUCGGUGCCAACAGCAAUCAAGCGCUUGCCUCCACUGUGGGACCGUUGAUUGAGGUUCCGGUACUGCUUAGUCUUGUCUAUGUUGUCAGGUUUAUAGCGAGGCGAAUUGGCUGGAAAGACUGAAAUGAU
Molecule: messenger RNA, 1194 nt
Organism: Paecilomyces variotii
Lineage: Eukaryota; Fungi; Ascomycota; Eurotiomycetes; Eurotiales; Thermoascaceae
Product: sodium bile acid symporter family-domain-containing protein
Exons: 4
Coding region: 1-1188 (395 amino acids)
Biological process (GO): antimonite transmembrane transport; arsenite transport
Cellular component (GO): plasma membrane
Molecular function (GO): arsenite transmembrane transporter activity; antimonite transmembrane transporter activity; antiporter activity
Source: RefSeq, a predicted model, not a curated record